UGGGGCUCCAUCAGGCGAGUUGCGCUGCCGUCUGUUCGCCGCACGGAGCCUCCGCUUCACAUGAAGCUGAAAGUUGGAGCUUCAUUUGAUGCAGGCAGUUCACAUUAAAAACCUUUGUGGGGUGCUAAGAUUAGCGUCGAAAGUGCAUGUUUCGCCUUAAUCUGACGAAACUACACCCACAAAGGCACGAAUGCGUAUAGUAAAUCGACAAUAACAGUGUAGUAGCUUUAGCAGUCGAUUUUUUACAUUUACAUUAUUAUAUUAGCUGGCUAGCUAUAAUAGCCUGCUAACUAGAAUUGAUAUUGCUAUUAUUGGUUGCUAGCAAGGUACAAAGCUCCGGCGUUCUCUGCAAGCUAGCUACUAGCUAGCAAUUUAGCUUGUUUUAUAUCUAGAACUAAUCUAACCAAAGAGCUGGUUUACAGAUUAAAUUGUUAAAAUGCCGGCGAUGUUAGAGAAGGGUACCGCGGAGAUUUCUGGCAAAAGAAGGGGCAGACAUUCGGUUAAUAACCCUAAUAAUAAAAGUUUUUCAGCUAAUGGGAAUAGCAGCAACUCCUGGGAAGACGGAAGCUCGGGUUCGUCCAGCGAUGAUGAGCACGGUGCUGGGGGCAUGCGUGUCGGGCCUCAGUAUCAAGCCAGCGUGCCAGAUUAUGAUCCAGAGGUGGCGAAGGCCAGUCAAGAGCGUGAGAAUCUGGGCAUGCUGGUGUGGUUCCCCAACCAGAACCUCGCCGAGGCCAAACUGGACGAGUACAUCGCCAUCGCUAAAGAAAGACAUGGCUACAACAUGGAGCAGGCUCUGGGAAUGCUUUUCUGGCACAAGCACAACAUAGAGAAGUCGCUGGCGGACCUGCCCAACUUCACGCCGUUCCCGGACGAGUGGACGGUGGAGGACAAGGUGCUGUUUGAGCAGGGCUUCGGUUUCCACGGCAAAACCUUCCACCGCAUCCAGCAGAUGCUGCCAGAUAAGUCCAUUGCCAGCCUGGUGAGGUUCUACUACUCGUGGAAGAAAACGCGCAGCAAGACCAGCGUGAUGGACCGCCACGCCCGCAAACACAAGAGAGACCGGGAGGAGAGCGAGGAUGAGAUGGAGGAGAACGGUGGGAGUUCCCCCAGUGACCUGGAGUACGACCCCAACAAGGAGGAGAAGAAAGAGAGUGGACCUGCACCAGAAAAACCUGAACCCAAACCUGUGCCCCCUCCAAAGCCAGCACAUGUGAAGAAAGAGCCUCUGGGCCCCCCAGGAAAGCAUCCGCACCGCGCCAAGAAGAAGCCCCCGAAAGGCAUGCACCUGACGCAGGCCGACGUGUCCGCCAUGUCCUCCAGCACCCCCGCCGCCGUCGGCGUCCUGCGCCAGCUUGACAUGGAGCUCGUCUCCAUCAAACGGCAGAUCCAGAGCAUUAAACAGACUAAUAGUGCCUUGCGGGAGAAGCUGGAGGUGGGAGUGGAUAUGUACCGACUGCCAGAGGUGACCCAGAAGUUUAACGCUCGAUGGACCACAGAGGAGCAGCUCCUGGCUGUGCAAGCCAUCAGGAAGUAUGGGCGGGACUUCCAGGCCAUCUCUGACGUGAUUGGUAACAAGUCAGUGGUGCAGGUGAAGAACUUCUUUGCAAACUACCGGCGGCGCUUCAACCUGGACGAGGUGCUGCAGGAGUGGGAGGCGGAGCAUGGGGGCGAGGCAGCCAAUAGCACGGAGGAAGAGAAGAUGGACCUGUCACCUGAGGAGGGCGUGGCAGUGACUAAACUGCCAGAGGAGCAAGAGGAGGUAUCUGCCCCAGUGGACUCACCUUUCCCAUCAGCCUCCUGAAGCCCACUGACUCCGCCCCGAAGCUCGCUGACUCCGCCCAUGGGGUGACACGCCCGCCUGUCUGGAUUUCCCUCCCAGCCAUCGUCUGAACAAAAGCAGCAGCACCAAAUAAAGCACCUGUUUCCAUGGAGACAGACUGUCUGCCCAAACACCGUGCUGCCAACAGAGGGCAGCACCUCCCCUCAGCUCCCAAAUUCGUAUAAACACACACGCAGACAAACACACACACACACCUGCGCAGAGACACGCACGCACACACACACACUGCAUACACACACGCACGCACGCACACACAGACAUACACACACGCGCAAACACUCGCACACAUACACACUUGCAGACACACUCACACACACACUGCAUACACACACACUCAAACACACACACUGCAUACACACACACACUCAAACACAUACACACACACACACACACACAUCCACGCAUGCACGCGCACAUACACACACACACACACACACACACACACAUGCACGCGCACGUGCGUGCAGACAGACACACAUAUAUGCACACGCCCGCACACAUGUAUAUCCCAUAUUUGGACAGUGGUAUAAUUAUGUAGUUGUGGCUCUGUAUUCCAGCACAUUGGAUUUGAAAUGAAAUAAUGAAUAUGAGUACUCUACCUGACUCUUUUUACAGCACAUUGGAUUUGAAAUGAAAUAAUGAAUAUGAGUGCUCUACCUGACUCUUUACUUUUUAUUGACUCUAACCCGACUGUUCCUUUCUCAAUGCUUAUCAGGGGUUUGCAUCUUGUGGUGACCCCCCUGAGGUUAUGCUGGUGUCGUCUUCUCUUUAUGGUAAUCUUUGACACAUCUAUGCCUACUUCCUGGGGGGGUCUUCUUGAUUCGUUUCACAGUUGAAAAGGGGUUUUUCUUCGUAAUAGAAAGUAUUAUUAAAUCAUCCACUACAGUGGUCUUCUGUGGUCUACCAGGUUGUUUGCAAUUGCUGAGCUCACCAGGGCAUUCUUGCUUCUUAAGAAUGUACUGAGCAGGUAAUUUUGACACUCCCAGUGUUUGGGCUGUCAGUCUAUCUUGAUCAAGCUAUUGAUCAAUUUCAAUCUCAGCCUUGGGAUGACUGAGUGCAAAUGCCCCACCUAGAAUCAAGCCUGGACGUUCUCUUCGCUUUCUUGUGAAUGAGCUAAUGUUGCAGUGACACACAGAUGGCCAAGAAACAGCUGAGCAGCCCAGCUGUCCAAUUACUUUUGCUCCCCCCAAACGAGGGGACUGUAUAAAAGGAGCUGUAAUUCCUACACUGAUCACCCUGUAUGGAUGUGAAAACCCUCAAAGCUGACAGUUUGCACUUUAACCACAUCUUCAUCACUUCAUUCCAAUGUGCUGAAGUGCAGAGUCACUGUCCAAAGACUUAGACGGCAGUGUGUGUGCGGGCUCAUGCCUAUGGGCACGUGUGCAUAUUUAUGUGCGUGCAUGCAUGUGUGUGUUUUUAAGUUGAGGUCAGAGGUGAUUGGACAGGACUGCCUGUGUUUGCGCAAAGCUGCUCCAGCUGUUUGAGCUGGAAGCAGGUGUCAGUCACAGGCCAGGUCUGUGUGGGUAGUUAGGAGGCGGGGCCAGUGGUGGCUGUGGGUGGGGCUUACCGGGCUGGUCUGUGUGGGCAGUUAGGAGGUGGGGCCAGUGGUGGCUGUGGGUGGAGCUAGGAGAUGGGUGGGGCUCACCAGGCUGGUCUGUGUGGGCAGUUAGGAGGCGGGGCCAGUGGUGGCUGUGGGUUAAGCUGGGCAGCCCUUUCUGGGAUGUGUGCCCUGCUCUCUGGCCUCAGCCCUGUGCCCUACACACACACACACACACACUCACUCACAGCCACACAAACAGACCUGCACACACACACACACAUACACACUCUCUCACUCACAACCACACAAACAGACCUGCACACACACUCACUCACUCACUGCUGAGCACUCAGAUUUCCUGUAGCUGUGGCUAAGUCACUGGUUCAUUAACCACUAAUGGGUGGAACUACAAUUAUCUGUCAAUCACUAAGACCUUAGAGUCAUUCAAAAGAUUUCAUCACCUACAAAAUGCGAUUAUUGGAUAUUGUAGCCCCGUCCCAUUGUGCCCCGUCCCAUGACCCCCUCCCUCCUCUGCCCCCCUCCCUGCAGAAGUAUUGUGCAUGGAGCUUCACCUUCUCACACCUGUCUGACACAGCCGUGACAUCCAUCGUUAAGACUUACCUUGGGCGUCUUUAGCACACAGCAGCAUACAGUGGUUCCACAGGGUCAAAAAUAACUCUCUUUGAGUGUCGGUUAAAGCUGAACCCGUUCGCCCAAUCGCAGCGCUGUCGUCUGAACGGAGACAAUGUAAUCAAUGUUACACCUGGAUAGCCAGGUCAGUUGAGCUGGAAAUCAGUUCUAAGAAGCCAUGAACUUUUCUCGACUGUUUCUGCAGCGUGUGCAGAACGGAUCAGCAGUCGUCUAUGCAUGAGUCCCGGGGAGUUUACAUUUCUGCGCUUCUGAGAGUCGUAUGUGGAUAACUGUCUUGUUUGAAGAUUAAGUUGAGCUUUAUUUUAUUUUAAGCUAUAUAUAGGCUUUUAUAAAUUACAUUACAGCUUUUAGAGUUAAUUCCUCUGCCCCAUCUCCAUUGUUUAAUGUUCAGAUGUUUUUGUUGGUUCAGGUUUGUGUAAUCCUACACAUUCUGUGGGUGAAGGUGUGAAAGUGUUUUUUUUAUUUUAAAUCAACAUUGGUUAAUUACGUAAAUGUAAUGUAAAUUUACAGUAAAUUCCGAAUCUAAAAAAACCUAUGUUGGUUAUUGCGCUCUUAAUUUUUACCCCAGAGUUCUAAAUGCAAAGUUAUUAAUAAAAAUCUCUCUUGGUGAA
Messenger RNA from Anguilla rostrata (American eel), 4642 nucleotides. It is a transcript of the gene rcor1, whose product is annotated as REST corepressor 1. Gene Ontology annotation, cellular component: transcription regulator complex; histone deacetylase complex. The record is from RefSeq and is a predicted model, not a curated record. Lineage: Eukaryota; Metazoa; Chordata; Actinopteri; Anguilliformes; Anguillidae. The coding region runs from base 437 to 1801 and encodes 454 amino acids. Gene Ontology annotation, biological process: negative regulation of DNA-templated transcription; regulation of transcription by RNA polymerase II. Gene Ontology annotation, molecular function: transcription corepressor activity. The transcript is spliced from 13 exons.